AUGAAAUUCACGAACCCAGCCUCGAUCCUACUUGCCUUUCCUCUUAUAGCAUUGGCCGAUGUCGAAUUCACAAGCCCCGAGCCGGGUGCGACGGUCCAUGGAGGGGAUGUCCUGACGGCUCUCUGGAAGGACUCUGGAGAGCCACCCAGGAUCCUCGAGCUAACGGACUAUGAUCUUUUCCUCUGUGCCGGGGGAUCCUCAGUCGAGUACUCGGAGGACAUUGCACUUCUCAUAGACAACGGGUCCUUUGAAAGAGGCAAUUCAGUUUCCUUUCAGGUCAAGCCAGACGUUGGCGCCAUCUACCCAAACGCAUAUUUUCUCAAAAUGGUCUCCAGAAGUGUCAAUACAACAGUGAUAAACUACUCGCAGAGAUUCUCUCUAUCCGGAAUGACAGGAACGUUUUCUGAGAGAGUUCAAACCGGCCUGUCAAUGCUCCCAAACGUCACUGGCGAUCAUAACGAAUUGAAGAAAAGGCAAUUUGCCGCAGCUGCAGCCGCACCAGCAGCAGCUCUAUACAAUGUGCCCUACCCACUGCAGUCGACCGGCCUGACCAAAUAUGCUCCGAUGGCCCAGCAUCCUGGAACAACGAUUACGGCCAAGAGUGCGCCUCCGAGGUUUCCUACCAGCCCUUAUACCGUGGCUCAGACGCAUCUCCCAAUACCUACAUGGCAGACGACGUUGACGGCUCCACAGACGUUUUCCACUACAAGCAUUGAAAACCCGGCUACUCCUGCACCACAUCCGACGGAUGAUAUGAACAAUUAUCUCAAGAGAUGGGCGGACGGUGCGUAA
Talaromyces rugulosus is the source of this 792-nucleotide messenger RNA. RefSeq lists its product as uncharacterized. Gene Ontology annotation, cellular component: extracellular region. Gene Ontology annotation, biological process: fungal-type cell wall organization; cell wall biogenesis; (1->6)-beta-D-glucan biosynthetic process. The transcript is spliced from 4 exons. NCBI's taxonomy places the organism in Eukaryota, Fungi, Ascomycota, Eurotiomycetes, Eurotiales, Trichocomaceae. The coding region runs from base 1 to 792 and encodes 263 amino acids. The record is from RefSeq and is a predicted model, not a curated record.